CCCAUAUCACUCUAUUUUUCGCUUUCUCUAUUAGGCUAAAAGUAUUAAGAACUAGUGCAAAACGGUUGAAACGCCACACCAAUGGACCAGCUCAGCGCAGAACAAGCGCAAGCAUUAUGGGAGGCUGGUGGCUUUCUCAUCAUCACUGAUCUGCCAGAAGGCAGUGAAUUUGGUAUAGACGGAACGUUUCAUACCGUGCGGAAAUUCUCAGGCAUCAAGUUUCUUCCUCCAGGAUUUCAUUUCAUCGCCUGGUCUCCUCCACCUUCAUCCACCACAGCCGGGCCUUCUGUCAUUCCGAUUCGCCAAGCGUUCGUUCGCAACUUUUCAGCGAAAGAAAGAUAUGCUGUUCAUUAUGAUAAGGAUACAGAGAAUAUCAGCCUUCCCGAAAAUGGUACGGUCAUAUCGGAUGAUAAUCUCAAAACGUUAGACAAGGAACUUGCGCCUUAUCCGUUCGAAAGAUUUGAAGCGUGGAAAUCUCUCACAUCGCACAUUACCCCUACUAUAUUACAGUCUGUCAUCGGUCCUGAUGGUAAAGUAGAUGGCUUAAUGCCAGUCAUCGAUCAAGAGGAAGACACUUUGACAAGAGAUAUGCGAGAGAAGCUAGAAGAAAUAAAACGGAGGAGCCAGAAUUUUGGUUUCACAAAGAGCUUAAUGUUUGUAAGAUUCAGUCUCAAAAAGAGUUGGAGAGAUGGGGCGGUCGGAGAAGAAGUGACAGUGUACUCUAAAGAUAAAAGCUGGCUAUUGGGCAACGUGAUUGACGAACAGCUUGAUAGAAAUCCAACUGCACUUUUGGGCCAUCUUCAGCUGUCAUUCAUUUUUUUCCUCCAAAUCUCGUCAUACUCUUCACUUUUGGCGUAUCAAAGGAUACUGGCGCUUUUGUGUCAAUCUUCAUCCUUCCUUAUUUCGCCAUCUACCUUCCUCUCCCCACCUAAACGAAACCCUAACGCCCAUGUGGGAGAAGGAAUGAAAAUAAUUUAUAAAGAACUACUCAAAACUCUACGAGUAGAAAUCGAAGCACUGCCUGAUGGAGUAUUUGACACAGAGCUUCCAGAAAUGGAUGUCUUUUAUCUUGAUCAGCUUGAAAGCCUUCGCAAAAACCUUGCAUCUGCGAUAUGGGGUGAGGUCGAAGAGGGCACAACCUGGACAGAACUUGAACGACAAUCUUUCAAAUCUUUAUGGAAUGCUCUCCGCGAUUCGGCGUGGAAAAAGUGGAAGUGGGAUAUCGAUGAACUGAGCCAUAGGGUGGAUGAAGAGGAUGAGGACGAAGAAGGAGAAUACGCGCCAGUAGUCAUUGAAAUAUAACUUCAUUACAUGCAUAUUAAGCUCACAGCUCU
This is a messenger RNA of Cryptococcus deneoformans JEC21, 1334 nucleotides long. RefSeq names its product expressed protein. Gene Ontology annotation, biological process: spliceosomal tri-snRNP complex assembly. The record is from RefSeq and is a predicted model, not a curated record. The transcript is spliced from 3 exons. Lineage: Eukaryota; Fungi; Basidiomycota; Tremellomycetes; Tremellales; Cryptococcaceae. Bases 82 to 1302 code for a protein of 406 amino acids.